Messenger RNA from Neoarthrinium moseri, 798 nucleotides. RefSeq lists its product as uncharacterized. The transcript has 2 exons. Gene Ontology annotation, molecular function: protein binding. The record is from RefSeq and is a predicted model, not a curated record. Bases 1 to 798 code for a protein of 265 amino acids. NCBI's taxonomy places the organism in Eukaryota, Fungi, Ascomycota, Sordariomycetes, Amphisphaeriales, Apiosporaceae.
AUGGCCGGAGACCUGAAGCAGCACCUCACACCAGAGCUAUUCAAGUUCAUGGUAGACCGGGAAAAGGCGUGGCCAGUGCUGAAGGCGCUCAGCCAGUACGGGCUGGAUCAGGUGCCCGACAUGAUGGAAUUCCUGCCGCCGCCCGAGGAUCCGGACUUCCCGUCCCAGGCCCUGGGUCUCCAGCUCGUGUUGGACCAGGCGCCGCGAGACCUCCUGGAGGGCAUCCACAACCGCUGGACCUUCGACUACUUCGGCGACAUCGCCCUCCGGUUCGCCAGGCAGCUGCAGGCGCUGCCGCCCCAUCUGAACCCGGCCGCCUGGGCCCGGUGGAGGGACUCGGUCUCGCUCGACUACUUCAUCUUCGUGCGCCUGUGGUUCGGCGCGCCCCUCGUCCACCACGAGGCGACGCCGGACGAGGCCGGCGCCUUCACCGAGGAGACGCGCCGGCUCGUGGAGCAGACCCUGGAGACCCGGGACCCGCACCGCGACCAGCCCGAGAAGCGCUGGGAUCUCCACGGGUUCCCGAGGAUGUUGACCGAGAAGGGGCCCAGCAGCCCCUGCGGCGCGGCCGAGGGCGCGUUCUGGAUCGCCUGUCUGCUGGAUGUGCAUCGGCCGCCGCUGGACCGGUUCGGGCGCUAUCCAUAUCGGAACGGCUUCCUGGGGCGCGUCGACACGCCGGAGGAAGAGGCCUGGAUGGAGAAGGCCCCCAUGUUCGCCGUAGACCCCGACGUGCGGAGACGGAUCAGGGACGACGUGGAAGCUGGACGGUGGACACCAUUGGAUGAAGGUACCGAAUAG